Molecule: messenger RNA, 1166 nt
Organism: Pelmatolapia mariae (spotted tilapia)
Lineage: Eukaryota; Metazoa; Chordata; Actinopteri; Cichliformes; Cichlidae
Product: spexin prohormone 1-like
Exons: 6
Coding region: 270-581 (103 amino acids)
Molecular function (GO): neuropeptide hormone activity
Source: RefSeq, a predicted model, not a curated record
CGUCCUGCAGUGACCCUGUGAAGAUACUUUGCUGCUCGCGAGACUUAAAAGUUUGAGUGUCUCUCAUGUGUCUGCGAUUAAUGUGCAGCGACAUCUUUAACAGCACCGUCAGCUGAAGAAGUAGGUGUGAAGUGAUUAAGACACCUGUCAGCGUCAUCAGUUGGUUUUUUCUUACAAACAAUGUGACCGCACUGACAGGGAAACAUUAAACAUUUAAACCAGCUGCAACCUGCAGGAGAGCACAACGCUUAAAGUAAAAGAGUUCAACAAUGUCUCUACUAGUCACGCUGCUUUUGCUGUCGCUGGUUUCUCAGUGUUGGACUGCUCCACAGAGGAGAAACUGGACUUCUCAGGCGAUCCUAUACCUGAAAGGAGCACAGGGACGCCGCUCAUUUUUGGAGCGUGCCAGAAGAGAGGAAGAAAGCACUUUUCACUCAGGGACUCACAAGCCGAACAGCGAUGGCCGAGGCUCUUUGCUUUUAUCCAUUUUACUGGAACUCCUACAGCGAGCUGUAGAAGAAGAUGCAGGCAAUCCAGAUAAUCACCUGGACUAUCAGGAGGUGAAUAGAACUCACUUGUGAACAUUCAUCAGAGCCCACUUCUAUGUUUUUCUGUUUCUUAUGUUGCUUGUUACAUUUUAUUGUUAUUGUUGAUGUUUGUCUGCAUGUCGCAAAUUUGACUUAACUUAUAAUAAAAUGCACAAAAUAAAUGAAAAUGCCCCGUCUGCAAGAUGUUAGAGUGUGAUUUAUGUGUGAGUUUAUCUCUUCAUUUGACUGUCAUCGUGUGCAGUUUGUUGGUGUGACACAUGGAUGGAUUUCCUUUUACACUCAUCCUUGUCAACUUAUUAAAACAAUUACGCCAGUCACUCAUUCACACCAUGAAGUGAUUAACACCAGGAUGACAAACUAUCAGUCACUCAUCAUCGCGCCGUCUUCACAGCGGUCACCGAGAGAGCCGUAUCGGAGGUAGACGAUCGGGAUCAGACAGAGUUCAUCGACUAAUACAUUCCAGUAAAAUCACCAUGAGCUUCCAGCAGGGUUUUAGGAUUUAUUUUAUUGAACCAUGUUGUUAAAUCAUAGGCCACAUGUAACACUCUGCUCUUCACUUUCAGCAAAAGAGAAAGCCCAUGUUCACAGAUUUCUACAUCAAGCUACAUAAAUAGCCAA